AUGUUUUUGCGCGCAAGCAUUUCAAGAUUUUCGGGCAAUCGAUAUUCAAAAGGUGCCAAUUUAUUGGCAAGAAUCGCUCACUAUCAAUCCGGGUUCCUGUGGACCCGAACCAUGAGUGAUACUAAGAGCAGUUUAUCUAAAAUGAAUGGUGCGGACGGUAAAACCCCCUUUUUGAUUGGGGUUUCAGGUGGCACAGCUAGUGGCAAGAGUACAGUGUGCAAAAGAAUAAUGGAGAAAUUGGGGCAGGUCGAAAUGGAUCAAAAACAGAGACAGGUUGUAUGUAUAUCACAAGAUAGCUUUUACCGAGAAUUGACCACCUCAGAAAUUGCAAAAGCUGAAAAGGGGCAGUUCAACUUUGAUCAUCCAGAUGCAUUCAAUGAAACCUUGAUAUAUGAUACUUUGACUGAUAUCAAGGCUGGAAAAAUGGUUCAAAUACCCACAUAUGAUUAUAGACAUCAUAGUCUAAGGAAAGAUGAAAUUUUGACAAUCUACCCAGCAGAUGUGGUCUUAUUUGAAGGCAUCUUGGUAUUUUAUUUUCCAGAGGUCAGAAAUUUGUUCCACAUGAAACUGUUUGUUGAUACAGACUCUGACACCAGACUAGCUAGAAGAGUACCAAGAGAUAUAAAUGAGAGAGGACGUGAUUUGGAUCAAGUUUUGAAUCAGUACAUGAACUUUGUAAAACCAGCAUUUGAUGAAUUUUGUUCACCAACCAAAAAAUUUGCAGAUGUUAUUAUUCCUAGAGGAGCUGACAAUAGUGUCGCCAUCGAGCUGAUCGUGCAGCAUAUCAGAGACAUCCUCGAGAACAGAAGGAAUUCGGAAGAGAGGAACUCGGUCUCUCGGAAACCCUUGGAGACUCCCCAAAGCUCCCCUUCCAAAAAGGGGAAUGCCGCAGGCGAUGCUUUAUUGACCAGACGGCACUAGGGCACUAGAUAAUUUUGUGCAGCUCCUUAUCGGUCCAUAUUUUCAUAUUUCAUAUUGUGAGGUUGGCUACAGAGAGGUGUCAAAAGUCAAAUGUGAAUAA
This is a messenger RNA of Phaedon cochleariae (mustard beetle), 1021 nucleotides long. The record is from the annotation of a GenBank genome assembly. Lineage: Eukaryota; Metazoa; Arthropoda; Insecta; Coleoptera; Chrysomelidae.